AUGACGUCUGUCGAUACUAAGGGGCGUCCCGUCCCAAGCAGACAUUUCUCAAGCUUUUCGAGCACCGGAAUAGCUUUGGAAGCUUCCGAUUAUCCAGCUCGUACAACAUGGACCUUCGACGCCGAAAGAUUUGCUCUGAGAAUGGCCCAAAGCACCAGCACUGCGCUCCAGACCCCAAGAGCUGACCCAACACCCAUGAAUCCCAAUUUUGAUGACUAUCAACCGAACAACUUUAACACCGGAACUUGCCCUCGAAAUAGGCAGGAAGUAUUUCAUGAAACGGCCAAUAUUCCGAUGGCGGAACUUACAUCUCCCAUGGCCGCUUCACCCCUCGACCUCGAGAUGCAUGCAUCAUCAUCGUUAUCAAAUCCCGGUCUCGACCCUGCCCCAGAGACACAAGCCCAACAUCAAAGCCCUAACAAUCAAUACAAUGUCAUGGGAACCACUCCCACACACACAUGCCCCGACCCGAUGAAUAUAAACGGCGGCCUACCCCCAAACCAAUUCGACUUCAUCUUCUUCGACAGAAUGCUCCUAGACCCCAGAAUCACACACCGCGUCCACAAACGCAGUCCCCCAAUUCCUCGAUUCCCUCGAGACAACGAUCCGCAAUAUGGAAGACGCAAGCCUCCCACUGCAAACAUACUUGAUCCAGCAGCAGCUCGUGGCGGGAAUACCGGCCAAUAG
Penicillium manginii is the source of this 687-nucleotide messenger RNA. RefSeq lists its product as uncharacterized. Lineage: Eukaryota; Fungi; Ascomycota; Eurotiomycetes; Eurotiales; Aspergillaceae. The record is from RefSeq and is a predicted model, not a curated record. The coding region runs from base 1 to 687 and encodes 228 amino acids. The transcript has a single exon.